Molecule: messenger RNA, 1565 nt
Organism: Nezara viridula (southern green stink bug)
Lineage: Eukaryota; Metazoa; Arthropoda; Insecta; Hemiptera; Pentatomidae
Source: the annotation of a GenBank genome assembly
GCUUUAUUCGCUCAUCAACCGUCUGUUCAGUUAUCGCACGUUGUUUCGCACGUUUGUUAAGUUUAUCGUUGAUUAAUUUUUCGAACGUAACCAAACUUGAGAGAAUUAAUUUGUAAGUUGAAUUCUACAUGAGGACAUGGCUGAUGAUUCCUUCAAUGAAGUUCCAUUUGAACAGCUGCUUCCUGAUCCUAUUAAAAGAAGAGUACAAGCUUUGAAAAAGUUACAACUACAAUGUUUAAAUCUUGAAGCUGAAUUUUUUCGAGAUGUGUACAAAUUGGAGUAUCAGUAUCAUACCCGUUUUUCUGAGCUUUACAAUAAUAGAAUGAAAAUAGUGAAUGGAGAUUUAGAACCAUCUGAUGAAGACUGUAAACUAGGAAUUUCAGGUUCUUAUGAAGAUAAUGAGCCUGAGGAAGCAGAGGUCAUUAAAGAUUUUAGAGCUAAAUUGUCUAUAGCAAAAAUUGAUAAAGGACGCCCUGGUAUUCCAGAUUUUUGGUUGACAAUAUUUAAAAAUGUUCAACUUCUGAAUGACAUGAUACAACCUCAUGAUGAACCCAUUUUAAGGCAUUUAUCUGACAUAAAACUAUUGAUUCGUGAAGAGCCCAUGGGAUUUAUUUUGAAAUUCUUUUUCUCUACAAAUCCUUAUUUUACUGAUUUAUGUCUAACAAAGAAGUAUGAAAUGAGGUGUUCUCCUGAUGAAAAUGACCCAUGGAGUUUUGAAGGCCCUGAAAUAUAUAAGUGCAAGGGUUGCAAAAUUGAGUGGAAUAAAAAUAUGAAUGUUACUGUGAAAACAAUAAAGAAAAGACAGCGACAUAAAUCACGUGGAGCUGUUAGAACAAUACUUAAGACAGUUCAAAAUGAUUCCUUCUUUAAUUUCUUUAAUCCUCCUCAAGUUCCUGAAAAUGGUGAAGUAGAUGAUGAAACUCAAGCUCUUUUAACAAGUGACUUUGAAAUUGGGCAUUACAUAAGAGAAAAAAUUAUUCCUCAUGCUGUUCUUUAUUUCACAGGUGAAGCUCUUGAUGAUGAAGAUUUUGAUUCUAAUUCUUCAAUGGGUGAUGGUAGUGAAAGUGAUGAAUUGGAUGGUGAGAAUGUUGAGGAAGAUGAUGAUGAUGACGAUGACGACGACGAUGAUGAUGAUGAAGAUGGUGAAGACGAUUUAGAAGAGAUAGUUGAUUCAGGGAAUGCUAAUCGAGUUGAAGGCAACAGAGAAGGUUCUAAAAAUUCUGUAUCUAAAAAAAAAUUUAAACAGCCUCAAGAAUGUGCACAACAAUAGGAAAAUGGUAUUGCCGUUGAGAAGACAAAUGAGAAUGAAGUUUAACAAUUCAUUCAGGAUUAUUCUGGAGCCUAUUAUUAUUAUUUUGUUAUACAUAUUUUCUAAACAAAAUACAAAACAUGAAAUAUUUGUAAAUCGAAAUUCGAUAAAUGUUAACUAUGUAAACAUUAAUAAUGUAAUUCAACAAAUAAACAUCUAUAAUUAUAUUUUUAUUCGUUAUUACUUCCUUAUAAACCUGUUUUAUUUUAGCAGUACCUUAAUUUGUCCAUAUUAGAUACUGUCAUAAUAUAGAUCA